AUGGAUGAAUUGACACUCGUAAAUGGAGCACAUUCAAAGAACACGGUGGAAGUAUUAUACCAGCCAAUAAAUCUUGAGAUUCUCAUUAAUUCUUGUUUAAGGCGCCGAUUUACCCCAGCAAGUUUCAAAUUAUUGUUUAUUCAAUUUGAUACAAAGUAUAAUGUGUCCAUUGAUGAAUUCAUAACGGUGGUAUCGAAUUUCGCCACAUCAUUGGAAAAUGAAUUUCUCUAUGAAUACAUUUACGAAAUAGUGAUUAUGCUGCAUGGUUCCAAUGCUAAAAUAGGUCUAAGUUCUGUGUUUAGCAGGUUGAGUGAUACCAAUCAACUAUUUCAAGUCCAAUUUUUAAAUGGAAUAGUAAAUAAUAUGACAUAUCUCAAGAGAUUGGUGACACAAAUAUUUGACUCAUAUGACAAGGAGAAUAAUGGAAUAGGUCAGCUGUCUUAUAACGAGUUUUUCGUAAACUUGAACCAAUUCAUCUCCAGUGCAGAUACCGCACAAAUUGACCUUAUUAAAGAAAUAAUAUAUUUCCUCGGUGUUCUAAUUGAGACAAUAAUAUCAUUAAGCAAGUACCCAAACAAUAAAAUCAAAGACAAACAUGAUACGAAACAUUUGAAAGCAAACAAAGACUUGUUUAUGAUACCCAAGGAAUUUAUUGAGCACAUAUAUGAAUUCAUAAACAAGCUAUCACAAUCAAAUAAGGAACUCAGCUACUUAUGCACAUAUUUAGAGGACUUAAUCAAAAAGUAUUUCAAACAUUUGAAUCAUAUUUCUUCGCUAUCCUACGCCGGCUCAUCACAUAAUGCAUUCAAAGCCCUCAAGUUGAUAUGGCUCAAUAAUGUUAUCAUGAACAUGCGUAUCAACGAAGAAUUCUUUUUAUUGACAUUUGAAUAUUUUUUGAAAAAUGAAUUGAAGAUUUUGAAUAUUAGAAGUGAUGGCGAUGAUAUGAAAUUAUUGAUUAAUAAUUUAAUAGACACACUGAUGGAAAUGUACUGUGUAUCGAUUGUUAAUAGGUCACCAUUACAGAUACUCAAUAAAUGGAAAUUGUUCAUUGAGAAGCAAUUGCCACUAUUGAUACUUCGUAUAAAGGAGAAACGAGAAUGCUUGCUUGGAGAAGGUGAAAACAUGGAGAAAAUGGACCUCGAAGACCUCAAAUCUGAUGAGGAACUUGAAAAAUCAAUUAGUCUCUCAAAAACUUCCAGAACAUCUCCAUUUUCAAAAUCAAUUCAAGGUGCUAUUGUGGAAUCCAUCUCAUACUUGGAUUCGAAAAUUGUAAAAAUUUUAAAACUUUUUGCCAACGAUGAUCGACAAAAUAAGAACGACUUAAUCACAAAUCCUGAGGCAACACGCGCGGUAAUAGACUAUCUCAAAAUCCUAGAAAAAAGUGAAAAAGUUGAUAUUUUUGCCUCGCUUCCUCCAACUAUCGUUGAUAGUCGACAAAGUUUCUUGAGAAGUUGUGUCGCUUUGAAUUUGAUCACCACUGAAGAUUUCGCAUCUUGCUUAAGAGAUGAUGUGAAGUCAGAGAUGGUAAUAUUGAAUACAACCGAUGUUGCAAAAGAUCCUCAAAGCGGAGAAUUCAUCUAUGACCUAACAAAGCACAUUAACGAUAUAUUUCUAUCAAAAAAUCCAGAAUUUGAUGCUGUUGACGCAUCAGCCCUCACGAGAUUUUUAUACCACAUUCCUAGCUUUGAAGCCACUACACAAUAUCAAAUUUCACUCACUUUACUCAACACUUUGAAGUCACUAAUCUCCGACAAGAAGGAUCUAUACUUGAGGAGGUUGUCGCUCUCGUUACUCUUGAAUUUAGAAAGUUUGGAUAUUAUUAUUUAUUUUUUGAGUCCAAUCAGAUUUGUGGAGCCAAUAUUGAACUACUUAGAUAAUAUGAAAGAAGCAGAUGAUGGCGAGGAGGACUUGAACUUUCAAGAUACUUUCACGGAUUUUGGCUGUAUGUUUUUAUUUCUUUUUGCGAUAAUUAAGAGGUAUGGUGUUAACCUCGAAGAUAUAUUGGAAAUCAAAAGCCAAGACAAUUCAUUCUGUCUCUAUUUUCUAUCAAAAUCUGGCAAUAAGAAAGAUACUGGAGUGGAAAAUUAUCACCAAGAUAAAACACAUCUUAAUUUAGGUCAAGAAUUGAUCAAUAAUUGGAUAAGUGAAUUAUUUUAUUCUUCUAGCGGUAUAUCUGAUGAGCUAAUAAGCCAGUCUUCUGCUAAACAAUGCUUUAGGUUGAUUCCAGUUAUUUUCCAGCAAGCUUUUUUGGCAUAUAAACAAGGAUUAAUUGAUUUUGAAAUUUUCAAAAAUGGGGUUGAAUAUUUUUUCCAACCAUUCUUGUUGGCACCUUUGUUGGAUAUUUUUAAUUGGUUAGAUAGUUUAAUAUGGAGCUUAACACCUAUAAGAGAUGAAAAUGACAAGAAGGAUUUUCAAUUAAUUUUGAAUGUUUUGUCAUAUUUGUUGUUCCCAGUGGUGAAUGAAGAGGCAAAAGUUAUUCACGGUUUAAUUUUGCAAUUUGUUGCGCCAAAGCUUUUAAAAUCCAUCAGCACCGUGGAACAGAUUUAUAAUUCCGAUACUGUUUUGCGUAAUAGAUUAGGAGGACAAAUAAUUUUGAGUCCAAGAAUUUUUGAAUUAUUGAAACAAAAAAUCAACCAAAAUAGCUAUUCAUUUAAUUUGAGCUUAAUAGUUUCCAAUAAUCUAUUUACCAGCAAUGAUUUAAGGUUACAUUUUGAUAUUAAACUCUCGAAUAAUGAAAGUAACACGCAUGCAAACUCCAACAGCGUCAGUCAAAAUCCAGAGCCUUUUAACGAGUCUCCUUUCAGUCUACUUGAGGAACAGAUUAACUCUUUAGUUCUUUGGUCUUAUUAUUCCCAUCAAUCUUCAGGAACUCCUAAAUUCGAUCCUUAUUUAAUACAUUUAGCAGUAAUGACUGCGAGUGGGAAAGAGGUUAUAAAUUUCUUCAUCUCCAUGAUAAUUGCUUAUGAAAAAAUUUUAAGAGAUUUAUAUGUUUCAAGUACCAACACUGACUCAAAGGAGGGACUACUGAAUUCCAUAAACACCCAGAGCAGGAAUUUUGCAGUGGAACAACUAAAAAAGAAAAUUCUUGGAAGAAAAAAAGGACAGAGUCUUACAAACCAAAACAUCCAUGAAAUCAUCUGUGCUCUUGUGGAUGUUCUUGCGACUCAUAUUGCUAGUUACUGUGAUACUAGCGACAGGGAAAGAGUUAUCUAUUGGCAAAAUAACCUAUCAAUAGCACUGGCUGGAGAGGAAUCAACCGUUGUUGAUAAUACUGAUAUUAAAAAUGAAAAGGAUGAUAGUCUGUCGCCAGAAGCCAAAAUGAUUCAACAAAAGAAUACAGAAGUAAUAAAACCUUUGAAUAACUGUUCGCACAAGGGCAAGAGAUCUUUUGAGCUGUCCCAGGAUGAGUUAUUUAUUGCUCUUAAACAAAUACAAAAGGAGCUUGACGCUGGUCAAUCCAAGUCAACAGGGGAAGUGAAAAGAAGAAGACAAGUGACAGAUAAUGGGGAAUCUAGAAAGAAGACAAGAACGGUUAAAUUGUUAAUUGAUGGUGUACAGAAUCAACUACUGCAAUUUACCUAUAGUUCCAAAUUGAAUUGA
This is a messenger RNA of Saccharomycopsis crataegensis, 3600 nucleotides long. RefSeq names its product Nut1p (gene NUT1). The coding region runs from base 1 to 3600 and encodes 1199 amino acids. NCBI's taxonomy places the organism in Eukaryota, Fungi, Ascomycota, Saccharomycetes, Ascoideales, Saccharomycopsidaceae. Gene Ontology annotation, cellular component: mediator complex. Gene Ontology annotation, biological process: regulation of transcription by RNA polymerase II. The record is from RefSeq and is a predicted model, not a curated record. Gene Ontology annotation, molecular function: transcription coregulator activity. The transcript has a single exon.